Molecule: messenger RNA, 944 nt
Organism: Stegostoma tigrinum
Lineage: Eukaryota; Metazoa; Chordata; Chondrichthyes; Orectolobiformes; Stegostomatidae
Product: probable adenylyltransferase/sulfurtransferase MoeZ
Exons: 3
Coding region: 255-839 (194 amino acids)
Source: RefSeq, a predicted model, not a curated record
GGCUGUAGGGGCAGAUGUCAGUGACGCGCUCGGCUGGCGAGCCCCCCACCCCAACGAGAGAUUCCCAUUUCCAGUCUGGAGCUGAGCCAGUGCCUGAGAUUCCCGGGUCGUUACUGGUUAACCAGCUAGUUAAUGACUGACCAGGUAGUUCCUGGUUAACCAGGCACCGGGGCCUAGCUGUGCUGACAAUCAGCCUGUACCCAGCCGUGGGUGGCGCUUACCCUCCUGCCCCGGGGGUAGGGGGUGCCUGGGCGAUGGAGCCAGUGACUGAGUGGAUCAGACAUCGCUUCCCCACGGUGGGGAAUGUCUGUCCCAACCAGCUGGAGCAGUUGGUGAAGGAGAACAGGCAGCAGAUCCUGAUGCUGGAUGUCCGGAGUCCCGCUGAGUACGAGGUCAGCCACUUACAGGGAGCCAUUCGCGUUGACCCAGAAACCACCGACAUGGAUCAUCUGGUCAAGGAUUUGGGCCUGGCAGGAAGUGAUGCGGCUCAGACUGUGGUGUGUUACUGUACAGUCGGAUUCCAUGCCUCGCAGCUGAUCGAGAAACUCCUUCUGUUUUUGGAUGGAGAUCGCAGACUGAGUUUUCAGAGAGCGAUGACUGUUUACAAUCUCGAAGGGGGGCUCCUGAAAUGGGCUGAAGAGAAGAAGCCCCUGGUCGACGGUACCAACCACAUUACCAGCCAGAUUCACCCAUACUGCCACAUCUGGGCUCAGUUACUGAAAGCUGAUUUCAAAGCUUCUCGCCAUCAACCAUCACCAACUCAACCAUCCCAACCAUCACCAACCCAACCAUCACCAACCCAACCAUCACCAUCCCAACCAUCACCAAGCCAACCAUGACCAAGCCAACCAUGACCAAGCCAACCAUCACCAACCAAACCAUCACCAACCCAACCAUCACCAACCCAACCAUCACCAACCAAACCAUCACCAACCCAACCAUCA